Molecule: messenger RNA, 972 nt
Organism: Hydra vulgaris (swiftwater hydra)
Lineage: Eukaryota; Metazoa; Cnidaria; Hydrozoa; Anthoathecata; Hydridae
Source: RefSeq, a predicted model, not a curated record
AAAUGCAUGCUAAAGAGCAAUCCAUUUGAUGAAAAUCGAAGGAUUAGCAUUGCUCAUCAUUAAGUGCAUUAAAGAAGAGCAAAUAAAAAGAGGAAACGACAGUUUUUGCUCAAAGCACAUUGUUGAGAUUUUUAUUAGAUGCAGAAACUUUUAAAAACUUUUGAAUUAAGUUGGCAUUGUUUACUUCAAACUUAGUAGAAAAUUUUUGACAUUUUACAGAAGUUUUAACUUAUUUAUAAACUUUUUUCAAACUUGUUGGAAUUGUAUUAUUAAAAUCCUCUCUAAGAUUCAAAUUAAAGACUUUUAUAAUUCUUUUACUUUCAAAAUAAUUGAUUUUAUCAUGGAUUCUGAAAAUAAAACUUUUUAUUUUGCCAAUGGUGGUUUGUGGUUAUAGAUCAUAAAGUUUUUAAAAUUUCUUCGGAUCAAAUAUUAAAGGUUACCAAUGCUGCUUCAAAAGAAAGACCAAAACAAUGACGGUGUGAUGCCAACGCAAUCUACCUUUGAUCGGGAUGAUGAGCCGUUACAGUACUCCAUAACAACAUUGUACGCGGAUCCUCUUCCGUACCCGUCAGGCACAAACAUCUAUGAACAAGCAGCUAAUUUUAACUCUUUUGCUGAACCACUUCUAACUAAUAAUAAUGUUUACUCCGCCAAUAUGCAACCACCACCUUACACACCUUUAGACGAAAAUAAAAUGUACCCAUCAGCACCUUCAUAUGAAUAUGCUAUUAGCUAUCCAAACACACAUCAAGAAUUUCAAGAACAACGUCAGAAGGAAAAAGAUGACCUUGAUUUAUUUAAAUAUACUGCACCUUGCAAGAAAACUGCCUCAAUGGUUAUAGUAAUUAUCGGGAUUUUAAUUGUUAUUGUUUUCAUUAUUUUAUUGGUACUUGGAAAACUUUAAUCCGUCGACAGGUUUAUGUAAUGAAAAAAACGUAAAAUUAUUUGCAAGAUUAAAGAAGCUAAAUUUCA